This is a messenger RNA of Periconia digitata, 1854 nucleotides long. The record is from the annotation of a GenBank genome assembly. Lineage: Eukaryota; Fungi; Ascomycota; Dothideomycetes; Pleosporales; Periconiaceae.
AGAUCCCGGCGCGUCAUGGUCUCUUCUCCAUCAUCCUCAUCACCUAUGCUACAGGGCCGAAGCAGUCCUCCGCUGGCUUUUCUUGUCCAUUCGCCGACCACAGUUGCCAAUUCCCUCCCUCCAGAUGUCGACAAUAAGCCGCUUGCUCGUCAGAAGCGGAGACGCACCAGCAAAGAGGACGAGGACGUGCUAAAGGCCGAAUAUCGCAAGAACCCCAAGCCUGACAAGGCAACACGUCUCGACAUUGUGUCCAGAGUCGCCUUGGGCGAGAAGGAGGUCCAGAUCUGGUUUCAGAAUAAACGUCAGAACGAUCGCCGUCGCUCACGUCCGCUCGACUCAUCCUCUACUCCGGCUUACAUGUCUUCUUCUUCCUUGAUGUCGGACCCUCCAGCCGCCGGGGACGACCUGAGUGCGCGUGUUGUGCGGAUGCCAGACGAGCGCGACGAGCCAAAGGAACAGGAUGCCCCGCGCGGGAAUAGCGCCGAGGAUGCAGCAGUAGCAGCAACAGCAGCAGCAGAAGCCCCUGCGUCAUCAACAACGACAGCAGUAGAAUUGCCCAACGCUGAAGUACAUGCAACCAGGAAUUCCGACGAGAAUGACAUCCAACCUAACAACGAGACCCACGAGCACCAGGUUCUCGAAUCAGGCGAAAUUCCGCACCAAGCGGAAUCUCAGGACACCGUCAUCUCAGCCUCCAACCCUCUCUCAACAGACCCUCAUACUGUCGAUACGGACCCUACCGACAUUCACACUCAACAAUCGCAACCAGCUUCCCAGGACGCCCCGCAAUCCCGCACUUCCUGGAUCGCAAACCGCCGGAGCGCAUCCUUUGUUCGCAAUAUCGAAGAUUACGCCCCCGAAGUCAUCACCUUUCCCAAAUCCGAUCAACAUGUCGCACAAACAACUUCCUCACCUGUAGCGGAGGAGCUCCUCCCCUCUUCUACGAAAUCGCUCAAACGAGCUCACUCGUUCGUUCGCAUAUCGACAAACGAAGAUGGCACGGCCCGCGUUGUAACCGACCUUGAUAAAACACCUUCUCCACCACACUCCCGGUCCAGCCAAAAAGCGUUUUCUCGAGCCGCUGCCGGCAUUCGGAGAAGCUAUAGUGCUGCCGGUUUGAACGAGCGGUUGCAUGCUGCGAGGGAAGGUCGGAGCCCAAAAAUUCCCCGCACAGCUUCCAACAUCGGUCGGAGCAGAGAUUCACGUGCGUGGGAAUUUUGGUGUGAUCCAGAUACUCGCAACAACACUACCUUGACAACGCGCGCAGAGCAGGAAGUAAGUGGCAGCGCUGCGGACGCGAUUGGGCUGCUCCGGGCAAAUAGGAAAAUCCUGGCACAAAAUAAUGCGCGCCAAAAUACCCCAAUCACGUCCCGCCAUCAAUCUCAGAAGAUCUCGAGUCAGAGCGGCAUCAAGAAAGCCCGGGGACCCAUGAAGCGAGCUGCUACAUCUUUUGGGCGAUUACAGUCCAAGGGAGAUCUAAAAGAUUCUGGCGGCAGCGAAUCCGACGAUCUACCACAGACCGAAUCCGACAAAGAGAAUUGGGAACCCGAGCACACUCCAGCACGACGCAAUAAGCACGUCGGCCAGCCCUAUAGUUCUCAACGACCUCGUCAGAUACUGGGCGAAAAUCUGGAUAUCAUGUCACAAAGCCAAAGCCUAGGCGCUCUGAUAGACAAGGAUAAGGGCAAUACACCACGCAAAGGCGUGAGGCGAAGCUUGGAUCCCGAGGAAGACGAGGAGUUGAGGGCAUUCAUGAACGGCGAUGACCACAGUGAAAGAACGGCCGUCAGCUCAGCAGAAGAAGCUGGCUGUGUUGAGGGAUUACUCAAGUUGAGCCAAGGUGAAUGGCGGUAG